This is a messenger RNA of Fusarium keratoplasticum, 933 nucleotides long. RefSeq lists its product as uncharacterized. The transcript has 2 exons. The coding region runs from base 1 to 933 and encodes 310 amino acids. NCBI's taxonomy places the organism in Eukaryota, Fungi, Ascomycota, Sordariomycetes, Hypocreales, Nectriaceae. The record is from RefSeq and is a predicted model, not a curated record.
AUGCCAGCCCGAACAUUCCUUGUGUUGGGCCCAAGCGAUGUGGUGGAAGGUGAGUAUGCGCCUUCUCUGCUGGGACGAUUGUGCACCAAUCCAGAGGAACCACUGGCGUCUUUCGCCAUCAGGAACCCAAAACCGUUUCACACAGAACCACCCUCUGUAACAGAUCUCUCGGACGCCUCAACCGUUCUCAAUGAAGUUCAAACUGGUUCUGUGGAAACACGUCUUGGUGAAAUCUUCCAGUCGCUGCUCACCAGUGGCAACCAAAACGGUUUUGCCAUAUCAGCCCAAACCAUCCGCACAUUUAAGCUUAUUCAACAGGAGAAGACAUUGAAGAUGAUGUGGGAGGACCCGGAAGCUCGCAAGGAAAUCAAGGCUGAGAUGGGAAAGUGGCCCGACCGACGCAAGCUCUACAUGAUCGUUGGCUUCAAGACGUGCAUCAACGCUACCGUCACCUAUCUCCAUCAGAACCAAUUGUCAGCCAAGAUCAGCGUGUCAAUUACCGAAGCCCUUCGUUUAUUGACGGCCGCUUCUCUGCCCAUUCCUCCUUGGUUGAAUGCCAUGAUCCAGGCGGGGUUCAACACAGAGGAGGCUCUCAUUACGACCGGAAAGCUCUAUGGGGAGGUAAUUUUUGCCAUCCGGUAUCGCGAAGUGUCAAGACGGAGUAAAAUCGUGGAGACGAUCCUAAGGGGCGGCCUUGUGAUCAGCAGAACCCCUGUGCCGAUUCCUGGUGGAAAUAUGGUGUUUGCACCUAGCGAGAAGUCGGCGGUGGUUGAUGAACCAUUGGAUAUAGAGAAGUGGGAAGGGUUGAGCGACGACGAUAUUCUGGAGGAUGACGACGACGAGAACAACGACCUAUGCAUCGUUCCUUACACCGAUGAGCCGGCUUUGGAACUCAAGCGCGGAGGGUUCGAGGUUGAACUUUACAUUGAGUGA